UUUUUCGUCUGCCAAAUCGUGAAAAUACAAUAAAUUGAAACUCUCCAUACAUCAUACAGCUCUCUCAUAUAUAAAAUUAUUAUAAAUCCAAUUGAAAUUAAAGACCAUUAAAAAAAAAGAAACAAGAUAUUUUACAAUAACUUUUAUUGCGCACAAUAAAAAAAACGCAUUUACUUAAAAAAACAACAAAUUUACUUGUUUUUUACUUAUUUUUUUAUAAGUUUACUUUUCUUUUUCCACUCGCACUAAAUUCAUCCAAGGAAAAACAAGGUGAACAAAAAAAAAAUCCAAUACAAAAAAUUUUCCUACUCUCUUGUCUUGUCGUCGGUUUCCGCGAAGUGGAUUCCGGAAUUUAGGUCAAAACAAAAGUAAAUCAGAAAAUUUUUUUUUUUGUUUUCAUUGAGUGUGAAUUGUAAAAACGAAAGAAAAAAUCCAUUAAAAACCAAAACAAUUAAGAGUUUUUCUUCCAGUCACUUUUUUUUGUUGGUGCCAAGGAUGCAAACUUAUACCGAUGCUCUAAACGUUAAGGGCUCUAGAAGUUUUGCAUUCGACGUCGAUAUGGAAAUGGAUAUGGAACAUGUAGAAACAACUACCAAGUCGAAGACAGGCAGUGAUAAUGAUUUAACAAAUGUUGGUGUUUUAGUUACACGUCCCGAUGAGGUUGCCGAUGAUGCUUUACCAAAUGAAAUUUCCGCCCCAUAUGAGGUGCCCCAAUUUCCCAUCGAACAAAUUGAAAAGAAAUUACAAAUUCAACGGCUUCUCAAUGUCAAGGGCAAAAGCGGAUUGUCUGUAAUAGCCGAUACAGUUGAUGACCGUUUACCCAUCGAUGAACAUGAUUUCGUUCCCAAUUUCCAGCGAGUAUCCAUCUCUGGUGAGGACACCAGUGGUGUACCACUUGAGGACUUGGAACGUGCAUCAACACUUUUGAUACAAGCAUUAGAACUUCGAGCACGUUAUAUGUCACAAUCUGAACAGUCAUUCCCAACAACAACAUCUCGUUUCUUGAAGACAGUUCACGAACGUGAUCGUUUCAAUCAUAUUGAAUAUGAGGAUCGCAAGACAAUCGCAGAACUUAUUCGAAAGAUCAGUCUGCCGAGCCUUUUACCUAAAGGUAAUUCGUUUAUCGAACAAAUUUCAAGCGAAUUCUUAACGAGAGACCAUCCCAUUCAUCCACCAACCGAAACCGCUAACCCUUGGGAUGUAGAGUUUCCUUCUAACAAAGGAUACACAAUUAAAGCAGUUGAUGGUGUUUUUAAUCUUUUUCAAGAUGAGGAAUGUACCACACCAGUUAAAUAUGAGUAUCCAAAACUUAAGGAAUUUGUUAAUGAUAUGCAAGUCAUGUGUAACAUGAUCGCUGAUGGACCAUUGAAAUCAUUUUGCUACCGACGUUUGAGUUAUUUGUCAUCUAAAUUUCAAUUGCAUGUACUUUUGAACGAAUUGCGUGAAUUGGCAUCUCAAAAGACAACUGCCCACAGAGAUUUCUACAAUAUAAGAAAAGUCGACACUCACAUCCAUGCAGCAUCAUGUAUGAAUCAAAAACAUCUUUUACGUUUCAUUAAACGAGCCAUCAAAAAGAGUGCUAAUGAAGUCGUCACAAUAACCAAAGGCCAACCAAUGACAUUGGCACAAGUCUUUCAAUCAAUGAAUCUAACAACUUACGAUCUAACCGUGGACAUGCUGGACGUGCACGCUGAUCGUAAUACUUUUCAUCGUUUUGAUAAAUUCAAUGCCAAAUAUAAUCCAAUUGGUGAGUCACGUUUACGUGAGGUAUUCCUUAAGACAGAUAAUUAUUUGAAUGGAAAAUAUUUUGCACAAAUAAUUAAGGAAGUAGCAUUUGAUUUAGAAGAAUCGAAAUACCAAAAUGCAGAGCUACGUCUCUCAAUCUAUGGCAAAUCCCGAGAUGAAUGGAUUAAAUUGGCCAAAUGGGCAAUUGACAAUAACGUUUAUUCAACAAACAUUCGUUGGCUUAUUCAAAUGCCGCGUUUAUUCGAUAUCUUUAAAACAAACAAGUUGGUAAAUGCAUUCCAAGAAAUUCUAGACAAUAUAUUCUUACCCCUCUUCGAAGCCACCAACGAUCCCAACAGUCAUCCAGAGCUACAUCGUUUCUUGCAAUAUGUCAUUGGCUUUGAUUCUGUAGAUGAUGAAUCUAAGCCAGAGAAUCCACUCUUUGAUGGAGAUAUUGCAACACCACCGAACUGGAAUGAUGUAGAUAACCCACCUUAUGCAUACUACAUUUAUUACAUGUAUGCAAACAUAAGUGUAUUAAAUCAGUUCAGGAAAGAACGUGGUUUAAAUACAUUUGUACUUCGACCACAUUGUGGUGAAGCUGGACCUGUACAGCAUUUAGUUUGUGGCUAUUUAAUGGCUGAAAACAUCUCUCACGGUUUGCUUCUUAGGAAGGUUCCGGUUCUUCAGUAUCUCUAUUAUUUGGCACAGAUUGGAAUUGCCAUGUCUCCAUUGUCAAAUAAUUCUCUCUUUUUGGAUUAUCAUAGGAAUCCUUUGCCAGAGUAUUUAGCUCGUGGUCUAGUCGUAUCGGUUUCUACUGAUGAUCCAUUGCAGUUUCACUUUACAAAGGAACCUUUGAUGGAAGAAUACAGCAUUGCUGCACAGGUGUGGAAGCUUAGCUCAUGUGAUAUGUGUGAAUUGGCAAGGAACAGUGUUCUCAUGAGUGGAUUCCCACACAGGAUUAAACAACAUUGGCUUGGACCAAAUUACACUCGGGAAGGUGUUGCUGGCAACGAUAUUACUCGCACCAAUGUGCCAGAUAUCCGUGUGGCUUAUCGUUCGGAAACUCUUUUAGAUGAAUUAUCGAAUAUAUUUAAAGUACAUGAAGCUCCAUUAGCAGCCAUGGAACAAAAAUAAGUAAAAACAUAAAAAAAUUUAACAAAACAAGGAACAGUUUAUUUUUCUAAUAUAUUUUAACUUCUAUACUGUUCCGAUUAGACCAAAAGAGAGACCAUAACUAGAGUCUUCUCGUGAUGUUUAUAUUUUAUAAAACAAUUAUUAUAAUUAUUUGUUUUUAUAUAUAUAAAAUAAUAAAAAAAAAAAAAAUCUUUUGUUUAUGCAACUUCAACAACAACUACAAUAAAAAUAAUUUAUAUUCCUUUUCUCUAUCUCUGAUAAUACCUAUGUUGAAUUUUAAUAUUUAACAAAAAAAAAGAAAAUAGAUAACUAUAUAUUAGAAAUAUUAGAUUGAAACCAAUUAUUAACUAAAAACUUUAGCUAUUUAUAUUUAUGUAAAAUUGUUGAAAGAGUAAAAAUAAAAAAAAUUAUAUAU
Messenger RNA from Episyrphus balteatus (marmalade hoverfly), 3277 nucleotides. RefSeq names its product AMP deaminase 2. Gene Ontology annotation, molecular function: AMP deaminase activity. The record is from RefSeq and is a predicted model, not a curated record. Gene Ontology annotation, biological process: AMP metabolic process; IMP salvage. Bases 496 to 2862 code for a protein of 788 amino acids. Gene Ontology annotation, cellular component: cytosol. The transcript is spliced from 13 exons. NCBI's taxonomy places the organism in Eukaryota, Metazoa, Arthropoda, Insecta, Diptera, Syrphidae.